Fusarium keratoplasticum is the source of this 1617-nucleotide messenger RNA. Its product is annotated as MRNA export factor GLE1. The transcript has 2 exons. The coding region runs from base 1 to 1617 and encodes 538 amino acids. Gene Ontology annotation, biological process: regulation of translational termination; poly(A)+ mRNA export from nucleus; regulation of translational initiation. The record is from RefSeq and is a predicted model, not a curated record. NCBI's taxonomy places the organism in Eukaryota, Fungi, Ascomycota, Sordariomycetes, Hypocreales, Nectriaceae. Gene Ontology annotation, cellular component: nuclear pore cytoplasmic filaments; nuclear pore; cytoplasm. Gene Ontology annotation, molecular function: translation initiation factor binding; inositol hexakisphosphate binding; phospholipid binding.
AUGACACGCUCCCCGACCACGAGGCGGAGCCAAUUGCUCUCGAGCCCCGAGCGUAACAUCGCCGCGAGCUUCCUACUUGAUACGCGAAACAACGAGCUUAGCCAUCGGGAUGCCCUGGCGGCGGCCCAGGUAGAGCACGAGCGGGUGCGCCAGGCUGCGAUCCGAGUCUACGAGCUUCAUGAGCUGCAACAAGAGCACCGACGUAUCGUCGAGGAGGAGCGCAAGGAGCAAGAGAGACUUCGGGCAGAAGCUCUAGUUGUCGCUGAGGAGAAGAGACUUCGUGAACUCAAGGCCAAGACGAUUCCUCGAUUACCACCAGAGCCCGAACCUCCCACUCCCCCUCCGGCACCCAAACCAGAUCCUUCGAAGACAACAAACGGCACUACACCAGUAAAGGAAUCGAAGCGGGUCGAACCAUCGACAACUCCCCCUUCAGAGAUCAAGAAGCCUGCUCUUGCACCCCCUGCCACUAGCAGCCCCUUCGCACCCCAGAACAAACCGACGAUUAGCAGCCCACUUGCUGCUGCAACUUCCGGACAAACAACAACACAUGGACUGUUCCAGAAAACAAACGGACCAGUUGCGGCACAACCCGCUGCGCCUGCUCCUGCUCAACCUUUGGCAAAACCCGCCGCACCUCCUGUGCAACCCGCAGCGAGUCCCACCGAGGAUCGAUAUAGCCAGAUUCACCAGGAACUCAAGAAGCUGCGCCGGGAACUUCAGGCACAGUCUAAAGUCCCUGGCUCUCCGCUCAAGGGCAAGCUUGGAACCUUCCGUCGAGAGAUCCGGGUGGCUAUCGGCCAGCUGACCGGCGGAAAGGGUGCCAACGCCAAACCAGUCCAGAAGAUCACAGACACAUUGAAGGAGGCCUUGAAGGGUGGUACACCGAGCCCGCCAAUCGAUGUUGGCCUGUUUGUGGUCGACAAGAGAGAGCCCGUUCAAGGAGCCACCCACAACGACCAAACACUGCCUUCACUCUUCAUUUAUCUCAUGAAUAUCUGUGCCAAGGCCAUUAUCAACCAGUUCAUCAACGAAGGUGGCGCCAACCCAAAGGCCGCAGACCCGAUCGGGGUCUUUACAGCCCACAUCUUCUCAAACCAGGAGUUUGAAUGGCGAGGGCAAUCCCUGAUCGACAUCGUAAUGGCGAAGUACCGAAUCGUGUGCCCAGUCCUCUUCGGCCACAGAGGCAGCGAUCGAACAGAGCGCGGUCGUAUCUCUAUCGGUUGGAAGAAGGAUGGGCCGGCCUGGAUCACAGAACAGAGCCACAACGACAGGAUGACUGGCCUGGGUGCUGGCUUUGCCUCUCUUUCUCUGAGAGACUUCAGCAAGUCAUCAAAGAAGAACCCCUACCCACCUACGAAUUACUGGAAGGCGCUCGCAUACAUCGUCAACUCGCCCCCCAACGAGAUCUCAAACACACAAUACGUUGUCUUGCGGUCCAUGAUCCAGGGCCACGAGCAACGCUUCCUCAACUUUUACGGCAACGCAGCUUUGGCUGCUCUCCGCCUUGCGCUUGUCGAAUUCCCCAAGAAGGCGCCCCAAAACGCCACGGCUGCCGGUUCUCUGGCCGCUCUGGCUGAUGUGCUCAAGAGCGAAUCGGGACUGGUGCUGGCUUAG